CACUUACCCAGCCAUAGUUAAGUCACAUCGACUAAGUACGGCGCGCAACAUCGUAUUAUACUCAUUGUGACUUACUUCUACAUCGUGUACGUGGCUAAAGAAAAAGACUUUAAUAUUUUAGAUUAAAAUUGACUGACAUUUUUUAUAUAACACAAGUGUUUUAAUUCUGUGCCUUACAAGGAGUUUAUUUGGUGAAAUAUGUUCUAGAAGCCACAUUUUCUCUUUGGAGUAAGUUCUUCGUGAUAUUCAAGACAAGUCGACGAAAUAGAAUGAGGAGACCUCCUGGACUGUGGAUUCUUUUAUCAGCAGGAGUACUAUGGCUAAGUCUGCAAGACGUAUAUGGGAUUCGAGCGACGGCACUGAUAUUUGGUAAAUCAUCCACCUCUACCACAACAGAAGCUGUGACCACCGCUUCCACCGAAGAAACUAUCAAAUCAGAGGGUUCAAAUACUACUGAGGUGCAAACAAAGAGCAACAGUACAGACGGUACGAACAGUACGAGCCCAAUUCUCACAGGAAAUCCUCAAAUAGACUACAUUUGGGAUCCUAAUUUGCCCAAAGAAUUAAAUGGUUAUAAUUUGUCGGAGUAUCCCUUCUAUGAAAGGGUACCCGAAGUAUUAGACUUUAAGUGUGAUGGGUUGCAUGAUGGGUUCUACGCGAGUGUGCUUCAUAAAUGUCAAGUUUACCAUCACUGCUUAUUUGGUACGAGAUUCGACUUCCUAUGCGCCAACUAUACUGCCUUUGAUCAAAAAACAUUUAUUUGUCAAUUCGUCUCAGAAGUAGACUGCGUAAAUUCAAAGAAAUUCUGGCAUAGAAAUGAUGCUCUCUACCAAGCUCAAUCUACCACUACUAGUGCUCCUGUAAAUUUAAAAGCAGCCAUUUACACCACUGCCCCACCCAAUGGUGGCGAUCCAAUCACUCCACAAGGCAGACCUACCAGAAGACCCGGAGGAGGAUUUCGUCGUCGUCCUGGAGGUAGAAGAAGACCACCAGUGGAGUAUUAUGACGAUGAUUAUUAUGAUGACGAAUACUAUGACGAGAGACCUCGAGCUAGGCCCAGACCCCGACCCAGGCCUGUAUAUGACGAUGAUUAUGAUGAAUAUGAAGAUCAAAGGUACGAAGCUAGAAGAGGAAAUGGAAGAAAGCGUCCGUACAAGAGAAGGAACCAAGAGCGGCGCAAACCUCAAAACGAUGAUAAUGAAGAGGUAGAUGACCGAUUUGAGGAUGAAGAUUUUGUAGCAGCUCCUAAACGUUCAAAAACGAACGAUCGCCGCAAACGUCCGAUUGCUGAUUCUGACGAAGAAGAAGAAGAUACUCGAAGUCGUAAGCGAGGUAAUGAUAGAAACCCCAGCAGAAAAAAGUCGGGUAAUCGGCAACCUGUUGAGGAAUAUGAAGAAGAUGAUAUACCUGAGCCAGAGGAUAGCCGCAACAAUGAACAAAGGCCAAGAAAAAGACCUAAAGAAAAUAAAGAGGAUAAUGCUAACAGUAAUGAUGGCAGACCAAUUAUAAAGCCAAGCACUGGCACCAUUUAUGAUCGACCCAGAGUGGCGCCCAAGAUCAAUUUACCUGUGCCAAAGAAUGCAGCCGAUAAAUACGCUUAUAAAGGAGUUAAUAACGGUGGCACUAGUAGAACUACUACCACUGAAACUCCGUUGGAAGAAGAAGAAUAUGCUGAGGAAGAAAUCGAGCCUGCACGCCCAAGUAAAGGGCGAAGAAAACCAGCAAGCGGCUCUCGACAAGAAAAUAAUGAAUCCAAAUCUCAACCAAGUGAUUCUCGACCAAGAAAGCGCAAACCUGAUAGCGAAGAAACUAUUGAUAAAACGACGUCUAGGCCAAAGCAUGCCGUACUGAGAAACAACUUUAGACCUUCUUCUGCCUUGAAGAAAAAACCCCCAGUCAGUCAGGAAUAUGAGGACGAAGAGUAUCUGGACGAAGAAAAAGAGGUAGCAGAACAAAGUGUGUCGGAAAAUACGAAAAAAGCUAGUUCAACUACAACUUCAACUAGCACUACAACCAGCCCACCGCAGCCACCAAGGAGGGAACCAUCAAUGAGAGUAAUAAAACGUCCAUUUCUCCCAAGUCGCGGAGGAAGCCCAUAUAGUUCCAGAGGGUUACAGCCUGUUGGGCUUAAAGCCGUAGAUAAAUCAAUUCCUGAAAACGAUUCUCAGGAAUCGAGAAACGGCGAACAAAUAGAUUCAAGCAAAGAGGUUGAAGAGGAUUAUCUUGAAGAGGAACCGGAGACAGAUGUUUCUAAUACCGAAGAACUUCAAAAUGUCAGGAAGCCAGCAUUUAAACCAUCUCCGGUUUUAGUUAAAUCACCAACGCGUCCCCAAUAUACCGCACCAUCUGCUGAAGCCCAGGAAUUAAUCGAAUCUGAACCUUCAAGGCAGCAGUCCUAUAAAACGAAGGAAUUUGUAGGUCCUCGAACGACCCAACGCCCUAAAAUCGCAGACAAAAAUCCCUUAGAUUUGAAUGAAUAUGAUGUAACGUUGAACGACGCUCUAAACCCAACCCUUCCGAACCUACCAGUACGAGCCUUUCCGACAGGAUUUAGUUCAGGGAAUGAUUACGGAUACACAAACGCAUACUCUAGGCCAAGAUAUGUUUUGGAGCCUAUAAUCAGUCCGUCAACUCAGAAUUUUGUUUCACCAAACAAAAGAUCGCAGCAAAGGUACGAGGCAGUUCCUCAAACGCAGUACACCACCGUAACUAGAGGAUACAGACAACAGCAGCCACAACAUGCACAAACUCAAGCGAUCUACUCUGGUUACUGAAGAAUACUCUAAUGAAUACGCCAUAUUUUUAAAUACUGUUAGUCUAAUUUUAUAAUUUAAUUUUGUGUGUUAGAUUCUCAUGGUUGUGUAUCGAUAUUUGUAAAUUUAUUGAAUAAAAUAAUAUCCAAAAUUG
Messenger RNA from Dendroctonus ponderosae (mountain pine beetle), 2907 nucleotides. It is a transcript of the gene Cpap1-h, whose product is annotated as probable serine/threonine-protein kinase kinX. Gene Ontology annotation, molecular function: chitin binding. Bases 270 to 2774 code for a protein of 834 amino acids. The record is from RefSeq and is a predicted model, not a curated record. Gene Ontology annotation, cellular component: extracellular region. NCBI's taxonomy places the organism in Eukaryota, Metazoa, Arthropoda, Insecta, Coleoptera, Curculionidae. The transcript has 11 exons.